AUGUGGGUAAAUGUGUUCUUCGAAAGCCACUGUAAAUACUUAUCAGAUGAACAGCUACUCCUCUAUAUCCACGAGUAUGUCCGAAGCGAGAGUCUUGCCAUGACAGCUACUCCAGAUCCUCUAGAGGACUACACAGAUAGCUGCCUUUCUAUCAAUGUUGAUACUAGGGAUACUCAAUGGAGUAACUCCGUUAAUAUUGACGGGAUGGUGUUCGAGAGGGUCCAACAGUGGAUUCGCGAUUUUCCAAUGAAUGGACUUCCUUUUGAUCGUGGUAAGAUCUUCACCAAAAGAACGACCGGAGGGAACCACGGAUAUAGAGCCAUGGCGUACGUCGUUCCUCUAAUGAUUCUGCUGUUUGUUGAUAUUUGGUUCCGCAUUUUCCCCUGUGACUGA
Penicillium chermesinum is the source of this 393-nucleotide messenger RNA. RefSeq lists its product as uncharacterized. The record is from RefSeq and is a predicted model, not a curated record. NCBI's taxonomy places the organism in Eukaryota, Fungi, Ascomycota, Eurotiomycetes, Eurotiales, Aspergillaceae. The transcript has a single exon. Bases 1 to 393 code for a protein of 130 amino acids.